Molecule: messenger RNA, 1929 nt
Organism: Candida dubliniensis CD36
Lineage: Eukaryota; Fungi; Ascomycota; Pichiomycetes; Serinales; Debaryomycetaceae
Exons: 1
Coding region: 1-1929 (642 amino acids)
Molecular function (GO): protein binding
Source: RefSeq, a predicted model, not a curated record
AUGGAACUAAUCAAUCAAUCUAAUAAUUCCUUAUCAACAGGAUUACAUACCGCUUGGCUUUUGGCAACAUUAGGUUCGAAACCAAGUAUUCGAUCCAAGUUAGUUAAGAAAUCAACGAUCAAUUACCUUCUGAUUCCAGAAUUAUGUCAUGAAUUAAUCACGUCUACCAGAUCGCCCACAACUCAUACACAAGAUAUAGAUACCGCUAUCGGGGAAACACUUACUACUGGUAAUAGUAUUCGAUAUAUUUCUAAUAUCAUGCAUGGAAUUUCCAUUCUAUAUCAAACAAAAAUUAAUUAUUUAAUGAAUGAUUUGAUAUAUAUCGAAUCACGUCUCAAAUGUUACAAUUACAACAAUCUUAGUGAUAUUAUUGGUUUAUCUCCAGAUUCGGUAAACCAAACAUGCUUAGGAGUUUCAAUGAAUAGAAAACGCCCAAUUCGGUACUUGAUUGAUGAUCCAUCAUUUAGUAUUCAUUUAGGGUUAGUGGUUCCAUUUAUGGAAGAAACUGACGAGAUUACAAAGAGAAGAAAAUUGGAUAUUUUACAAAAAGAUAAUGCUGUUUUCCCCCUUGUAAAUGGUAAUGGUGGUAUUGUUGAGCAAUUAAAUUUCCAUUCUAUGACAUUUACGUUACAACCUCAACCUGAAGACCCAUUUCAAGUUCACGAAUCUUCAAGUUUGAGUAAUGGUAACAAUAAUGGUCUUUCACCUGAUUUGGAGUUGAUUCCUGACUUUGAGUUUAAUAAUAAUGGUGAUAUUGUUGACAAUGAAGGUGAGAAUUUAUUGUUAGGUACUAGAUUUCCAACAAGAGAGUUGGUUCAUAAUGACGAAGCAGAUGUUAUGAACAUAUCAUUUGAGGACAAUGUUGCACAUAGUGCCAAUCCAAUUGCAAUUAUACCAAAUAAUCAAACUAAUAGUAUUUCCAAUGACUUGAAUUUUUAUACCACUACUGAUACAUUAGUACCAGUAAAUAAUGAACACGCUAUUCAACAAAAUCUUGGUAUAAAUAAAUUACCAUUUCGGAAGUUACUCCUCGAUAAACAUACCCGAAUUGAUAGUGAUUCAAUGAUUUCAUUUGUAAUGAACUAUGAAUCAAGAAUGAACACAGUUGAUGAACCAACUGAAUCUGUGGAUAACGUUGUAAAUGAACUAUAUGAUGUUGUUAAUGCUGUUCCACCUUUUAUGAAAUUUGUUAAUAAGGUAACCUUACCAAGUGUAAACAACAAUAAUAGCCACAAUAAUAACAGUGUUGAACAAUCAUUUUUCACUAGAACAGCUAGUAUUUUACAAAAAACAGAAGAAACAGGUAAUGAAAAUACUGAAGAAGGAAGACAAAAUAUGGCAGUAAAAAAUUAUGCUAUGGAUGAGGAAAUAGCAGACCCUAAUUUAAAUUUUGAAGAUGAAGAUCAUUUUGAAUUACCCAGAGAAUCAGAGCAUAUUUUCAAUUUAGAAUUUGAUUAUAAUGAUAUCAACCAUAGCGAGGAAGAAGAUUCAAAGGAGGGAGUAAAUUCCACAAAAGUAUCGCAACAAAGCACUAAUGAUUUUAGCAUUAGUGACGAUAAUUUAAUAGGUACAGAUAAUAAAUUAAAUAAAUUCUAUCGAUAUAUGAAAGCGAGAUCAAAUGAAUUUGGGAAAACUAUUGUUGGGAAAUAUCACAUUUUAAAAACAAAUAAUGAAAAUAAUGAACUCCUUUCCUCGCAAACUUCUAGUGAUUAUCGUCAAACUAAAUUUCAAAUUCUUGUACCUGAUUCAAAGCAUGCCAUUGAAGUUGGGGAAUCGCCAGUUCCAAGAAGAGUUGCUGCUAAUGCAUUUGCCUGUGUUUUGACUCUAGCAACCAAAAGUUUGAUCAAAAUUGAAGUAGUACGAGAAACAGAUGAAUUACAAAAGAGUAAUGACAUUAAUAUAAUUAUGUCUUUGGAAUUAAGCUUAUAG